GAUUCCAUGUGGCACAUUGUGCCGUUGCUGCUCCUUCUGCUUUGGCCGCUUCCAUGGCUGGUGCAGCACUUCGGGGCGCUUCUGUUGCUUGAGGCAGGAAGCCACAUGGCGCUUUGGGCCGUCUCUGCUGUGGAAAUGGCCCAAAGAGCCAUGUGUCCUGCCGCGAGCAGCAGAAAUGGUGCAAAGCACCAUGCGGCGUCCUGCCGGGAGGAGCGGCAAUGGCGCAAUGUGCCAUAUGGCCGCAAGUCACAGCAAGUGGCCACAGAAGUCAAACAGCGGUGCAACAGGUGUCGGGGUGUGAGAGGCCUGGCUGUGGUGGUCCUAAAUUUGGGUCAUUCUCCAAAAUUAAGACCUAGUGCCUCUUUUGGAGACAAAAAAUAUAUAAGACCAGGUCUUAAUUUGGGGAAAACACGGUAGGUAUUUAAAGAGAAAUUACAAGGAAGCUGACCAAGGAUUUUAUUUCCAUGGCCUUAGAAACGGAAAUAUUGGGUAUACAGGUAGUCCUCAACUUAGGACUACUCAAACUACUUUUAUUGAGAUUGGCUAUAUUUAGAGAAUCUUGUAAGUCUGAAUCAGGGAAGCAUCUCAGCUGCUUCUGAGUAUAAUCUUGUUGCUUUGGACUUUUAAAAUACUUCAGCCCUUUUGCCUAGGUAAUUAUUGCAUAUCUUGGACAAAGUCAUUUCUCCUACUCUCUAUGGCUGUGAAGGUUCUGGGUUCCUUAUCUCUGGAAAUUAAGAGACUGGACACAACCAGCUCUCUUGGGGAGUUUAGUUCAUUUUCCUCUAGCCCUUGCCAACUCCUACAGUUCUUAUUAUUCACACUCUCCACCCCUCCCUGCUUGAUCACUGAUUCAUUUACACCAGCGUUUUUCAAAGUCGGCAGCAGCUUUAAGUCGUGUCGACUUCAACUCCCAGAAUUCCCCAGCCAGCAGGGGAAUUCCGGGAGUUGAACUCCACCCAUCUUAAAGUUGCCAAGUUUGAAAGAGGCCGAUUUAAAGAGCCAUAACAAAUCCCAGCCCAACGGAAGCAAUCAUCUGGUCGCUUGGAAGAGCUGAAAAGCAGACGCCGGGCUGCGGCUCGUAGACCCCAAAUGAGGGAAGCGCACCUUCCAGGAUGCUGUUUAGGGCUUACGGAGGCGCGCCCGCCUCCCAGUGAAAGGAGAAAAACGCGCAUAACAAGCGAUAGCGGAGAAAGUCAUGUCCUUUCGUAAGGUUGUGCGUCAGAGCAAAUUCCGCCACGUCUUUGGACAGCCUGUCAAGAAUGACCAGUGCUAUGACGACAUCCGGGUUUCACGAGUCACCUGGGACAGCACCUUUUGUGCUGUCAACCUCAAGUUUGUGGCAGUAAUUGUCGAGGCCAGUGGAGGGGGGGCCUUUAUGGUGCUCCCGCUGCAAAAGACAGGGCGCAUUGAUAAGUCUUACCCUACCGUGUGUGGGCACACUGGACCAGUUUUGGACAUUGAUUGGUGUCCACAUAAUGAUCAUAUCAUUGCCAGUGGUUCUGAGGAUUGCACUGUUAUGGUAUGGCAGAUCCCAGAGGGUGGCCUCACAGUGCCUCUAACCGAACCAGUGGUGGUUCUGGAAGGACAUUCAAAACGUGUGGGCAUCAUCACGUGGCAUCCGACCGCUCGCAACAUCCUUCUGAGUGCAGGCUGUGAUAAUGUGGUUAUUGUGUGGAAUGUGGGCACUGCAGAAGAGCUUUACUACCUUGACAAUCUGCAUCCUGACAUCAUUUAUAAUGUCAGCUGGAACCGGGAUGGCAGUCUGUUCUGUUCAGCUUGUAAGGACAAAAGUGUGCGCAUCAUUGAUCCACGUCGUGGGCAAGUUGUAGCUGAAAGGGAGAAAGCGUAUGAGGGAGCACGCCCAAUGCGAGCCAUUUUCCUGGCUGAUGGGAAGAUCUUUACAACAGGCUUCAGCCGUAUGAGUGAAAGGCAGCUGGCUCUCUGGGAUCCAGAAAACCUUGAAGAACCUAUGGCAUUGCAGGAACUAGACUCAAGCAAUGGGGCCCUUCUGCCCUUCUACGACCCUGACACCAACAUUAUCUACGUCUGUGGCAAAGGAGAUUCUAGCAUCCGGUAUUUUGAGAUCACAGCAGAAGCACCAUACAUCCACUUCCUGAACACAUUUACUAGCAAAGAACCACAACGUGGCAUGGGUUGGAUGCCCAAGCGGGGUCUGGAUGUCAACAAGUGUGAGAUUGCCAGAUUUUACAAACUCCAUGAGCGCAAGUGUGAACCCAUUAUUAUGACAGUGCCAAGGAAGUCAGAUCUGUUCCAAGAUGACUUGUACCCAGACACAGCUGGGCCGGAAGCUGCCAUGGAGGCAGAGGAAUGGGUGGCAGGGAAGACAGCACCCCCCAUCCUAAUCUCACUGCGUGAAGCCUAUGUACCCACCAAACAGCGGGAUUUCAAGGUCAACCGAAGAAGUUUGUUGCCUGAGGGUCGCCCGGCGGCUCCCUCCAACACUGGGCUGAGUGCCACACCCUCCAGUGCCAUGACUCCAUCCGCUGCCACAUCUGCCCUUGGUGUUACUGCUGCUAGCAGGGAAGGGAGGCAGCUUACUGAAGAGGUGUUGCGUGAAGUGGCAUCCCUGCGGGCGCUUGUGGCUGCACAGGGGGAGCGCAUUGCAAGGCUAGAGUUGCAGUUGAGCCGCAUUGAGAAUGGUGAUUUCUAAUGGGCCUUGCGUGCCCCCCCCCCAAGAGAACCUGACCAACAUGGAGGAUCUCACUUACUUCCCCUUCCUUUGACCUGCCAGUAAUCCCUUCACAUUGCCUCCUGCCCUGUGGGGUGAGACAGGGGCUUGCCCUCUCUUGCUGCUACUGGGAAUGUUUCUUGGGCUUUGUCUCGGACCAAAUCUCCUCUUCCUCUCAUUUCUGCACCCCAUAUUAUCCAAGGGGCCAUAUGCUAGUGCCCUAACCAUUGCUCCUUUGCCUUAUUCUGGUCAAUGGCCUAUUUCCUGUCCCAUUCCCAUGAAUGGGGCCGGCUUAGAUAUCACCCAGGGAGAUUGGGGCUGUCUGACAGCUUGGCCUGGCCUGCCUGUACCCUCCACUUGAGAAUAAGGCUGAGGUUUCCUUAUGAGUCUCUCGUGGCAAGUGUGUGUGUGCACCCGGGGGGUGGGGUGGGGUUGGGGGUGUUAUUGGAAGCCUGGGCCACCUAUAAGUCAGUGGGAGGUGGGAUGCUUUUUCUCAGAUAGGACCAUUGAAAUCCCAUGGAGGAGUUUUCUGCUUCCUUGUCUGAACUUUUUGCAAUGAGAACAUGGAGAGACGUGCAGUAGGGCCAGGUGGUGAAAGGAGCCUGCCUUCUGGUCACAGUCCUCAGGCUACUGUCUCUGGUACCACUCCUCUUUCUGGCUUCCAAAACACAGUGACAAUGGAACAGGGGAAAUUAACUGUUCAGGGUUGAUAUCUAUAUUUUCAUUCCAAAUAAAAAUCUUUAUAGAACUAGA
Messenger RNA from Crotalus tigris (Tiger rattlesnake), 3442 nucleotides. RefSeq names its product coronin 1B (gene CORO1B). The transcript is spliced from 11 exons. The record is from RefSeq and is a predicted model, not a curated record. Gene Ontology annotation, biological process: actin filament organization; cell migration. The coding region runs from base 1196 to 2671 and encodes 491 amino acids. Lineage: Eukaryota; Metazoa; Chordata; Lepidosauria; Squamata; Viperidae. Gene Ontology annotation, molecular function: actin filament binding.